GACAGACCGUCAGAAACAGGAGGAGAUAACCGAGAGAAGGAGCGACUCCGGCAACCGACGACAGCCGCUCCGGGAACCGCCGGGGGAAGAAAGAGUGGCGAAAUCCUGUCCGUGUUAUCAAGAGAGCGAAAGCAUCACCAAAAAAGAUAAGACGUCAGUGGAGGGAAAACCGAGUCGGUGAUUAUAUAUAUAUGUAUGUAUGCAUGAGAAGGAAAUACUCCGAAAAAUCCAAGGAAGGGGGUGUUUUGCGGAGCGGAGACGGAGAGGAGAGGCGGAAGAGAGCUAUAUAUCAUCAUAACGAGGAAAAACCUGCGAAAAAAGGGGGAAAACACCAACAUGAAAAAUCAUUAUGUGUCCGUCGCGGAGGAAGGAAAGAGCCCGCAUAGACAAUUAUAUAAAUAAAUUGCUGCCGGGCAGAAGGGAGAGGUGGAAAGAAAGACGGGUUUAAAGAGAAGGGGAAAAUUGCCAGGAUCAACACGAAGGGGGGCAUUCUCCAUCACAAAGAGUCAAUGAGAGGAUUUUGUGAGCCCAAAAUAUUUUAGGGGGGUGUCAACAUCAUUGUGCCGAUCUGAAGCUUUCCGCUUUCGAAAUAGCCAUAAUUUCUCAGCGACCCAUCGUCAAAUUUUAUCACAUUUUCGCCUGUCGCCGUGGCUGUGCUCCUGUUUUUUUUUUUUUUUUUGUUAAGAGCUUUGUUUUUCCCUUCGCUUGCACGACCAAGACGUCCUAAAAGCAGUGAUUGACACAGGUAUAUAUUUUCUUUGGAGUAUUCAUCACUCUUUGCAUUAUCUGAGAUUUCAAAGAGUUUAAAGCAAGCGAAGAGCAGAGGAGGAACCUCCGCUGGAGCACAAGAGAAGUAACCCCACACAGAUCGUCCUCUGCAAAAUCAAACUAAUUGGAUCAAUCUGACUGCCCGCUGAUUGGCAAUUAGUGCCGUGAUCGCCCUCCAGAACUAUACUGUCAGGGGAAUAAAGUCGAUUGCACAAGAGCAGUGAUUUUUUGACUAGAUUUUUCUGUUUUCAACCUUUUGCCAACCCCGCUGGCUGCAAGAGGCACAAUCGCGCAAAAGGGUUGCAACAACCCAAAUGUGCAAUACCGAGUCUGUUCUUUCUGACCCAGUGCCUUGCAUGGUCAAACACUUAAGUGCACAAUCUAGUCUGCAUGCACAUGCAAGAGAAAACUCAAUUCAUGGAAAUAGACAUCCGCAAUAGAUUUUCUUUUUAUGCGAGUAAGUGCAAGUGUGGGACUCUGGUGUUUUCAUCUCUGCAGAACUGUUAUUCUAUUUAUUCAGCUACUGUUAAGCCAAUGCAAGUUGUUUUUCUCAGUAUUGCACUUGAGAGCACCACUUAACGCUUUAACCGUAUUUUAAAGCCACUGCCGGUGGUCUCCACGCCGGUGGACUGCCUUCUUGGUUUGGAAACGUAAAGGAGUCGGUGGCAUUGAGAGCAGUGAGAUGUCUGGUCAGGUGAGAGAAAUGGUAAACGCAACCGAGGAUCUCAUAACUGUUGCAUGAGAUAUCGGCCUCCAGAAGUUAACACAGGACUACUCCUGGCUCGUCUUUUUGGAUCACAUUUACCGUUUUCGUGCCCACACCGAGACAGCCUCCACCGGAGCGUUUCAGACCUGAAAUACAGGAUUUCUCCGCCGACUAUGGCGGGCAGGACUGAGUGCACCACGGAGGACGGAUCUUGGGACAAUUUUUGUGUCGCAGAAGAGGCUACAUGAGGUUGUCAGAGGGCCGCACGCUUGCCUUUUUUGCCGACUCCACCUUCCCACCUCCUCCUCUUCAAAUCUGUGAAGAAACAAAAUCUCCGACAGGGGAGGGGGACUGAUAUCUGCAGAGAGGAAUAAACCGAGAGGGAGAACUGUGAGAGAAGGAGUUCAACAUUGCUCUCUUCUCCCCUACCGUCCCCCAAGCGGUGGGGGAACGAUCAGAAGUAUUUCUUAAAGGGAUAAGGAGACGCAAAUAAGGGAAAUACGUUUGCCCUCCGUGGAUCUACAGCAUUUUUUUAAUUCGUCAAAAAUAUGGCCGAUAAUGUCCUGGAGUCCGGCCCGCCUUCAGCCAAGAGGCCCAAGCUGUCCUCUCCAGCUCUCUCGGUGUCUGCCAGUGAUGGAAAUGAUUUUGGUUCACUCUUUGACCUGGAGCAUGACCUCCCAGAUGAGCUCAUCAGUUCCUCGGACCUGGGGCUGACCAACGGAGGGGACGCCAGCCAUACCAGUCUUGGGGGGGUUGGAGGAGGGAUUGGUGUGGGAGGAAGCCAGGAUGCGGCCGCAAAACACAAACAGCUGUCUGAACUCCUGCGCGCUGGAGCCCCAGCACAGCAGGGCGGCCCCACUUCCAACAGCACAGCACCUGGGGCUUCCAUGGGGAUGAUGGGGGGUGUCAGUGUUUCCCCCGGUGGACCUCAAGGCAUGCCCCCCCAGGGACAGCAGCAGCAACCUGGAUUAAUGCAGCAGGUUGGGAUGGUUGGAGGGGUGGCAGCUCUUAAUCGGGCAGCUGCUAUGAUGGGUGCUCAGAAGGGCAACGCUGGACAGCAGCAGCAAGGGCUGAUGGGUGGGCAGGUGAUGAAUGGUUCACCAAGAAUGGGUUACCCCAGCAGUGCAGGCAUGGGUAACAGUAGUAACCUGUUGGCGGAAACCCUACAGCAGCAGCAGGGCGGUCAACCAAUGGGACCUGGGAGUCAAGCAGGGAUGAGACCACAGCAGCCUGGUGCACUGAACAAGAUGAAUAUGAUGGCCAACGCGGGCCCCUAUGGCGGUCCGUACGGCCAGUCUGCUGGCCAGGGGCUGCCUGGAGCAGGGCUGGGCCCACAGCUCCAGAAUAAGGCAGGACUGCCCAACAAUAUGGCCACUCAGUUCAACAUGGACAAGAAGGCGCCACCGGGUCAAGGCAUGCCUGGGAUGGCAUCUCAGCAGCAGCAACCCGGAGCGGUUGGUGGUGUAUCUGUCGGCGGAGCGGCAGCGGUGGGAGCUGCCCAGGUUGGGCUUGGUGCCGUAGGGGCAGGUCCCGGUGCAGCACCCCCUACUGCAGACCCUGAGAAGAGGAAGCUGAUUCAACAGCAGCUGGUCCUCUUGCUCCAUGCGCACAAGUGCCAGCGAAGGGAGCAGGCCAACGGUGAAGUGCGGCAGUGCAACCUGCCCCACUGCCGCACCAUGAAGAAUGUGCUCAACCACAUGACUCAUUGCCAGGCUGGCAAAUCCUGCCAGGUGGCACACUGUGCCUCAUCCAGACAGAUCAUCUCUCAUUGGAAGAAUUGCACACGACACGACUGUCCUGUAUGCCUGCCACUGAAAAAUGCUGGAGACAAGAGGAACCAGCAGUCUCUUGUCAACAGUGCAGGUGUGGGUUUGGUGAACUCUUUAGGUUCAGGAGUGCCAGGUGGACAGUCCAACACUCCAAAUCUGAACCCUCCCAGCCAGAUUGACCCCAGCUCCAUAGAGAGGGCCUACGCUGCAUUGGGCCUCACUUACCAGGGCAACCAGAUGCCACAGCAGCAACCACAGGCCAACAUGCCAAACCAGGGGCUGCAGGGGCAGCCUGGGAUAAGGACUCUAAACACCAUGGGAGGAAACUCUAUGGGAGUGAAUGGUGGAGUGGGAGUGCAGCCCCCCAACCAGCAGUCCACCCUACUGCCAGAUGCCAUGUUACACAACAACAUGAAUGCACAGAGUUUGAUGAAUGAUGGUGUGGGGAACCUGGGCUCCAUGCCCACAGCAACUCCUCCUUCUGCUGCAGGCAUGAGGAAGUCUUGGCAUGAAGACAUCACGCAGGACCUCCGCAAUCACCUCGUCCACAAGCUUGUGCAGGCCAUCUUCCCCACUCCUGACCCAGCUGCACUGAAGGAUCGACGGAUGGAGAAUCUGGUGGCUUACGCUCGAAAAGUAGAGGGAGACAUGUACGAGUCAGCCAACAGCAGGGCGGAGUACUACCACCUGCUGGCAGAGAAGAUCUACAAGAUCCAAAAGGAGCUGGAGGAAAAGAGGAGGACACGACUCCAGAAGCAGGGCAUGAUGCCCGGCCAACCUGGAAUACCCACCUCAGGCCUCCCACAGGGGCCUCCCAACAUGGGACAGCCGCCCAUGGCCCCAGGGCAACCCCCAAAUGGUCCUCAUGCUGAUCCGUCCAUGGCCCGACCAGCUGGACCCAAUCAGAUGGUCAACAGGAUGCAGAACCCAGCAGGAAUGAACCAGUUUGGUCAGAUGGGGAUGCAGCCAAUGGGUCAGAGGUCGACACCUCCUCUUCCUCUUAAUCCUCCAAUGAACCAGAUGGGUAUGGGAGCAACAAGAAUGGGCCAGCCCAACGCCACACAGUUACAGAACCAGUACCUCCCCACGGGCCAAUUUCCUGGGUCCAGUCCCGGACUUGGUUCUGGUCCUGUUGGCAUGAAUCAGCCAGGGCCACAGACUACAGUGCCACCGCAGAACCCGAUGUCAACGCCGCCUUCCCUCCCAGCCAGCAGCCCCGCAGCACAGUCCGCCUCUUCUGUUCCGGGCUCCGGAGCCCCUGGAGGCUCCAUGGGGACUGGUAGUGCCAGUGGUGCCGGGCCUCUACCCAACUUGCCUCCAUCCUCCACCCCCACCCAGCCCAACUCCUACCCUCACUGCCCAUCCAUCCGAACAAACUCCCCGUCACCAGCACGCAGCUUAACGCCUCAGCCCCAUCAAACACCCCCCACGUUACCUGGCUCUCAGACCCCACAGCCGCUGACCCCCAGCACACCCCAGCUCCCCCCACCACAACAUCCGCAGCAGCAGCAACAACAGCAGCAACAAGCUUCGCAGCAGCAGCAGCAGCAGCAGCAGCAGCAGCCGCCGCAGCCGCAGCCGCAGCCACCAGGGCAGAUGGUGAACUCUGAGAAGGCCAGUCAGCUCCCACAGCAGACACUUGGGGGCGUGGCUUCCUCAGGCCCCCAAGCAGGUCAGGCUUCAUCAGUGCCUAACCAGAAUGCUCAUGUGCCACUGCAGCUGCCUCAGACCCCACUAUCUGCAAAGCCAUCUCUGACAGCAGAUGGUCAGGUAUCCUCUCCGGCUUCAGUCAACAGCAGCGCUGAUCCCAGUUCCCAGCUCGCCCUGGCAGAUGGCCCUGCUCCCAGCCAGGAAGACAUUAAAAUGGAGGUGAAGAAGCAGGAGGAGGAUGACGAAGGGGCUGAUACACAAGGAGAGGGCAAAGGGAAGAUGGGCAAGGGUCAGCCUGAUGUGAAGACGGAGGAGAAACCUGAGAUAAAGAAAGAGAAGUCAUCAGGAGAUGGUUGUAAAGGUGAGCCCAUGGAUACAUCUUCCUCAGUGUCGUCGUCAGUAGCAACAGGUGAAGACAAGAAGCCGGAGGUGAAGAAAGAACCCAAAGAGGAAGAGGAGGGGUCAGGGUCAACAGGAACCAACAGCUCCCCAGCCAGCACUCAGAGCAAGAAGAAAAUCUUUAAGCCGGAGGAGCUGCGUCAGGCUCUGAUGCCCACCCUGGAAGCUUUGUACCGGCAGGACCCUGAGUCCCUUCCCUUCCGUCAGCCGGUGGACCCCCAGUUACUGGGAAUACCCGUACGUAUUCGAACUAGUAACAAAACUAACCUGGACUACUUUGACAUUGUGAAGAACCCCAUGGACCUGUCGACCAUCAAGAGGAAGCUGGACACGGGACAGUACCAAGAGCCAUGGCAGUACGUUGAGGAUAUCUGGCUGAUGUUCAACAACGCCUGGCUGUACAACCGCAAGACUUCCCGUGUCUACAAGUACUGCUCCAAGCUGGCUGAGGUGUUUGAGUCGGAGAUUGACCCCGUCAUGCAGGGCCUAGGGUACUGUUGUGGGAGGAAGUUUGAGUUUUCUCCCCAAACUCUUUGCUGCUAUGGAAAACAAUUAUGCACCAUCCAACGUGACGCUGCCUACUUUAGCUACCAGAACAGUUCACCAAAAUAUGGGCUUCUUGCUGACAGGUACCACUUCUGUGAGAAGUGUUUCAACGAAAUCCAGGGCGAGAGCGUUUCCCUGGGUGACGACCCCUCCCAGCCUCAGACGUCCAUCAACAAAGACCAGUUCCAGCGAAAGAAGAACGACACACUUGAUCCUGAGUUGCUUGUGGAAUGUAUUGACUGCGGUCGUAAAAUGCACCAGAUCUGUGUCCUGCAUCAUGAAACCAUAUGGCCUUCAGGCUUUGUGUGCGACAACUGCCUCAAAAAGGCAAAUAAGACAAGGAAGGAGAACAAAUACGCAGCUAAAAGGCUUCCCCAAACCAAGUUGGGGAGCUUUUUGGAGACACGAGUGAACGACUACCUCAAGCGCCAGAGCCACCCCGAGUCUGGUGAGGUCACCAUCCGAGUGGUCCACGUCUCAGACAAGGUGGUCGAGGUCAAGCCAGGCAUGAAGUCCAGGUUUGUGGACAGUGGAGAGAUGGCCGAGUCCUUCCCAUACAGGAUGAAAGCCUUGUUUGCGUUUGAGGACAUCGACGGAGCAGAUGUGUGUUUUUUCGGCAUGCACGUUCAAGAGUACGGCUCAGACUGCCCGCCUCCCAAUCAGAGACGAGUGUACAUCUCUUACCUGGACAGCGUGCACUUCUUCAGACCUCGACACCUCAGGACCACUGUCUACCAUGAGAUCCUGAUAGGCUACCUGGAGUAUGUCAGGAGGCAGGGGUUUACCACAGGUCAUAUCUGGGCCUGUCCGCCCAGUGAAGGGGAUGAUUACAUCUUCCACUGUCACCCAGCGGACCAGAAGAUCCCCAAGCCAAAACGCCUGCAGGAGUGGUACAAGAAGAUGCUGGACAAGGCUGUUGCUGAGCGCAUUGUCCAUGAUUACAAGGACAUCUUUAAGCAGGCGACAGAGGACCGGCUGACCAGUGCCAAGGAGCUGCCAUAUUUUGAAGGUGAUUUCUGGCCCAACGUUCUGGAGGAGAGCAUCAAGGAGCUGGAGCAGGAGGAAGAGGAGAGGAAGAGGGAGGAGAACAGCACCUCCAACGAGAGCACAGAUGCCACGAAAGGAGACAGCAAGAAUGCCAAAAAGAAGAACAAUAAAAAGACAAGCAAGAACAAGAGCAGCUUGAGCCGAGCCAAUAAGAAGAAACCAGGGAUGCCCAAUGUUUCCAAUGACCUUUCUCAGAAACUCUACGCCACCAUGGAGAAACAUAAGGAGGUCUUCUUCGUCAUCCGCCUCAUUGCCGGCCCCACCGCCAACUCCCUGCCCCCCAUCACUGACUCGGACCCCCUGAUGGCCUGCGACCUGAUGGACGGACGCGACGCCUUCCUGACUCUGGCCAGGGACAAGCACCUGGAGUUCAGCUCUCUCAGGAGGUCCAAGUGGAGCUCCAUGUGUAUGUUGGUGGAGCUGCACAACCAGAGCCAGGACCGCUUCGUCUACACCUGCAAUGAGUGUAAACACCACGUGGAGACCCGCUUCCACUGCACUGUCUGCGAGGAUUACGACUUGUGCAUCACCUGCUACAACACUAAAGGUCAUGAGCACAAGAUGGAUAAGCUGGGCCUGGGAUUGGACGACGACAGCAACAACCAGUCGGCAGCAGCUACCCAGAGCCCCGGAGACUCCCGCCGCCUAAGCAUCCAGCGCUGCAUCCAGUCGCUGGUCCAUGCAUGCCAGUGCCGCAACGCCAACUGUUCCCUGCCGUCCUGCCAGAAGAUGAAGCGCGUUGUCCAGCAUACAAAAGGCUGCAAGCGCAAGACGAAUGGCGGCUGCCCCAUCUGCAAGCAGCUCAUCGCUCUAUGUUGCUACCAUGCCAAACACUGUCAGGAGAACAAAUGUCCGGUCCCGUUCUGCCUGAACAUCAAACAGAAACUACGGCAGCAGCAGCUGCAGCACAGACUCCAACAGGCUCAGAUGUUGAGGAGAAGAAUGGCCAGCAUGCAGAGGGUGGGGCAGCCGGCUGGAGGGCCACCGGGAGGGCCUGUGGUUGGACUUCCAUCACCAGGAAACAAUGGCACCACGGCACCGAGUACACCGACAUCUGGGGGAACGCAACCCCCUACUCCCCAGACCCCAACUCAGACCAUGCCUCCAGUCCCACAGCAGGGAAUGGGCCCAGGACCUGGAGUCCAACAGCCACAGCAGCACCAGCAGCAGCAGCAGCAGCUGCAGCCCGCUGGGAUGCACUCACAAGGUGGCAUGCCUCCUCAGCACACCCUUCACCACCAGUUUCCGCAGAUGGCAGGUGGAGGUGGAGGUGGUGGGGCUGGGGGGAUAAUGAGUUCUCCCCAACAUCAACAGCAGAUGCUUCCUCAGGUCCAGCAGCAGCAGCAAAGUGGAGCAGGGACCAACCCUCAGCAGCUCCAACAGCACCCCAACAAUUUGCCUCCGUAUGGCAGCAGACCCCCGGGCUCCUCCCCAAUCCACCAGUCCCAGGGCAAACCUGUCCUUGGCUCUGCAACGCCUCCCCAGCAGCAGCCUGGUGGCACUGUCAUGGCUGGAAGUGUUGGAGGGCAGCAACCUCCUAGCCAGCCCCAGGGCCAGCCUCCACUUUCACAGCAGCAACAGCAGCCUCCGUCUGGCCCUCCACCGGCAGCAGUAGAAAUUGCCAUGAAGAUCCAACAGGUAGCUGAUGCUCAGAGGAAGAUGGCUCUGCAAAGACAAGCGGCCCAGGCAGCUGCAGGCUUGAUGCCUCCUCUGCCGCACCAUCAGCAGGGUCAAGGUCAGCAGAUGGGCAUGGGACACCCAGGGGCAGUAGGGAUGGUUGGACCCCAGGGCAUGCCACCGCAGACAGCAGCAGUGGCAACUGCUCGGGCCCACAUGGAUCAACAACAGGGUGCUCCGCCAGGGAUUAUGGUUGGCGCUGGGGGGCCCAUGCAGCAGCCCCCUCAGCAGGGUAACCUGCCCCAGGGCCAGAUCCCCUCUCAGGUGCAGCUGCAGCAGCAGAGGAUGGGUGCACCACUUCAAAACCCUCAGCAGCAGCAACAGCAGUGGGCAGGCCAGGGGAUGCCACCCCAGCAGAGACAAGCUAUGAUGAACCAAAUGGGCCAUCCAGCCAUGAUGGCAGCUCAGCAACAGCAACAGCAGCAGCAAUUGCAACAACAACAACAGCAACAGCAGCACCAACAAGCUCAGGGCCACGCUGCCUUGAUAAACAUGGCACAACAGCAGCAGCAGCAGCAGCAAGGUGCUGGUGGGGGCGUCCCAGGGGGAGCUGUCCCUGGAGCUGCUGGUGUUCCAGGGGCUGGUGCUGCUGGUGGGAACAUCCCCCAGGCAGCCCUCCAGGACCUGUUACGGACUCUCCGCUCGCCCAGCUCACCACUCCAGCAGCAGCAAGUCCUCAACAUCUUGCGGUCUAAUCCACAGCUCAUGGCUGCUUUUAUUAAGCAGAGGGCCUCCAAAUACAAGGGGGUGCAGGGGGGCCCUGGUGGACCAGGUGGUGUGCCAGGAGGUCCUGGUCCCACAGGGGGUCCUGUUGGUAAUGUCAUGGCAGGAGGGGGCCCACAGGUAAACAUGAAUGCUGCAGGUGCCGGUCAGCCAGGGAUGCACAUGGGGGGUCAGGGAGGGACAAAUGUCAACAUGGCCACCAUGGCCCAGCUACAGCAAGUACAACAGCAGCAGCAGCAACAACAACUGCAACAGCAGCAGCAGUUACAACAGCAGCAGAGGCCAAUGCUCAGUGGGUUACAGCAGCAGCAAGUGGCAGCACUUCAGCAGCAGCAACAACAACAGCAGCAGCAGCAAGGGGGAGGGAGGGGUAUGCAGGGCCAGGGGCCACAGAUGGGAAACCUCAACACUACUCAGUUUAGAGAGAUGCUCAUGAGACGGCAUCUCCAGCAGCAGCAACAACAACAACAGCAACAGCAGCAACAACAACAGCAGCAACAACAAAUGGGAGUAAAUCACGGUCAGUUCCAGCAGCCGCAGCCACCGCAGGGGCAGGGCUACAUGGGACAGCCUGGGAUGCAGCCUCCUACAGUGGGUCAGGGCCCACCCGGAGGUCCACCUCUUGGGCCCCAGCAGCCUGGUGGUCCCCCAGGCCAGCAGGGGCAGGGUUACCCAGGGUCUGUGGCCCAGCAGCAGGCCGCAGCUGCACUCCAGCAUAGGCUCCAGCACCAGCACCACCUCCAGAUGCAGCAGCAGAAUGCCAUGGCUGGCCUGCCAGGGGGCGAUGCAGGGCCAGGUGGAGGGGGUGUAGGAGGUCCUCAGCAGCCACCUCAGGGCCCUCAGCCCCCUCAAAGCGGGCCCCCACCUCCAUCUUCUCAGGCCCUGCUCCAACAGGCCCUCCACCAGAGGCUUCUCCAGCAGCAGCAGCAGCAUCUGGGCCCUGGGGGGUCACCAGCCCAGCACAGCAAUCCCAUGAGUCCUCAGCAGCCGCAGCAGAUGGCCCAGUCCCCGCACCCACAUCUGCAGGGCCAGCCAUUGCCCACCUCCUUGGCCAACCAGGUGCGGUCCCCGCAGCCCUCCCCCAGACCCCAGUCCCAGCCGCCACACUCAAGCCCGUCUCCGCGCAUGCAGCCCCAGCCCUCCCCACAUCACAUCUCUCCCCAGAUGCAGACGGGUUCCCCACACCCAGGCCACCUGAACCAGCACCACCCUGGCAUGGUGGUCCCUCCACAACAACAGCAACAGCCACCGACCCAACAGCAGCAACAGAACUCUAUGGAGCAGUUUGGGUCAGACCAGAAUGCCAUGUUAUCUCAGCUGAGCGGCAUGGCCGGUCUCCACGGGCCGGGGGGCAGCGGUCAGGACCCACUGGGCCAGAAUAUGAAUCACAACCCUUUAGACAUCAUGUAGGAAUUCUACUUAAUGUGUCAAGUUGAGCUGAAACGCUCUGUGAUUCUUCGCACAAACUGCACUCACCCAGGACAGUGUUAUUGUUAUUACUUAGCCUUUCUUUUUUAUACUAUUAUUAAAUGUUAUUUAAAAUGUUUUCAAUAAAGACGCAUUGAACUGAACUUCCUAUGGGAGAUGAACAAUAAAUCAAGCAGUCGUUAAAUAAAUUAGAAUAAAUGAAUUGUAAGUUAUUGCUGUUAAUAUAUUUUUUUGCCAAUUGUGGACAAAGAGGGGGACGGUUUCUCUAGCAGCCUCCUCAACUCCACCUCUUGCAGAAUAGAAGAAAGGCGCUAUUUUCGGGGGGUUUCGGGGGUAAACAGGAGUACUUGCCUUUUAUAGAAAUGUUUUUAAGGUUUUAAACAUGGUCAAGAAUUAAAGAGGAAAUGAUUUAAUGCAAAGAACUUUUUUAUUGGUUUUUGUUUCCCAUCAUUCAGUCUGUCUAUUUCUGUUUUGCAGAGUGAUGUGGAUUAUUAUUAUUAAUGUAAAUCCAAACAUGAUGCAUAUCCUCCUUUUUAAAUGUUUGGGUUUGCUUUAUUUAUUGUUUUCUUUUUGGGGGGUGGGGGGGUGGGGGCGUUAUGUACCCUGAGACUGCUACAAUUCGUAUAGAAAUAUAUUUUUGUUAUUGACUGUUAAAGGGGGGAGGGGGUAGUGGAUAUUUCUUUUUGCUGUAGAUGUCUUUAGUUGGGUCUGUCCAGGUGGGAGUAAUUAAAUGUCAGUGUUUUAUUGCAGUGGUUGAGGGUCUGCUGUGAGUUUGACAUGUUGAACGGACAUAUUGUGACGUCUCGGGCCAGCGUCUGUGUUUGGAUGUCGGUCAUGCUGGAAGGGACUCUUCCCUCGCAAAACAUGCAAGCCCUCUCCCUCGAAUGUGUGUGCACUCCUUCCUUUAAAGACACUUAAUAUGGAGCAGUGGAGGCUUGGGGAGGGGGGGUGCAUACCUGUGUGCCUGUAACCUUUUGAGUACAUGGGCUGGGAUGUGAAAAAAAUGGGUGGGGUGGGCUCCUUUUAGUGUUUUAGGAUUCUACUGUUUGGGAGUAAAGUAAACAGAGGAUUUGAUCCAAAUGAACUGUGUUGCACAGAAAUGAGGAGAAAGGAGGAGAUAUGAGCCGUCAGUCUCCGUCUCUUUCUGCCUCGUCCCCUUUGCUGCUUCCCUCGGACUUUAAAUCCCCCUCCUCCUCCUCGCCCUCUUCCUCCUCCUCUGGGGGAAGUUGAUCUCCCUCCCCCCUGACUCCAUCUUUAUCUUUCUGCUAAGAACUUUGGGAGUUUAAUUUAAUAUUUUUUACUGUACAAAGGAAACACAAACUGUGGACUCAAAUACUGUUUUUUUAUAAUAAAAUGAAAAUUACCAAUA
Messenger RNA from Lates calcarifer (barramundi perch), 12082 nucleotides. It is a transcript of the gene ep300b, whose product is annotated as E1A binding protein p300 b. Gene Ontology annotation, cellular component: transcription regulator complex; histone acetyltransferase complex; nucleus. The transcript has 30 exons. The coding region runs from base 2023 to 10695 and encodes 2890 amino acids. Gene Ontology annotation, biological process: positive regulation of transcription by RNA polymerase II. The record is from RefSeq and is a predicted model, not a curated record. NCBI's taxonomy places the organism in Eukaryota, Metazoa, Chordata, Actinopteri, Centropomidae. Gene Ontology annotation, molecular function: zinc ion binding; chromatin DNA binding; protein binding.